Thrips palmi is the source of this 1157-nucleotide messenger RNA. RefSeq lists its product as uncharacterized. NCBI's taxonomy places the organism in Eukaryota, Metazoa, Arthropoda, Insecta, Thysanoptera, Thripidae. The record is from RefSeq and is a predicted model, not a curated record. The transcript has 4 exons. Bases 32 to 1051 code for a protein of 339 amino acids.
CAGCGUAAUACGCAUGUUUUGAUUUCAGCGUAUGUUACGUUCGCGUUACCAUCGUAAGAUGAUAAGUGUGUGCGUAACAUUGCGGUCAGAGCAAGCGCAAGGGGCUGUUCACUCACGACGUCGCGCCGCAAGGGCGUGUGCGCGCCGCAGAAACAAACGCGUCGUUCUGCACCCGAGGCGUCGCUGUGAUUGCCGUCUCUGCUCUCCGCCUCGAUUCCUGGACUCUGGACACCCUCCGCACUCGACGAAGCUCAGGUUUUGGGAUCCACUUGAAUCCAGCCUCGCCAUGACCGGAAGGGGCAAGAAAUCGAAGGCCGCAGCGAGUGGCGGAUCGGAGAAGCAGCCUCCCAACAAGAAGCCAAAGCCAAGUCCGUCGAUGUGGUGCACGGAGUGCUGGUCCUGGGAGACGAAGAGCAAAUGUUCCAAGGCGGGGCAGGCGAAGCACCGCUGCUUGCCCAUCUCGGAGGCCAUGGCGGAGGCCCAGGCUGCGUUCGACGUGGUCCACGAGGACAUGAAGCGCAAGGAGCAGCAGCUGCUGCAAGUCAAGACUGCCUUCGAGGAGAAGGGCGCGGUGGUGCUGGAGGCCCGCCUCGACUCGCACGAGUCGGACGGGAAAUUCUGGGUGGAAGGAGGCACCUUCCGCAUCCACCUCGCCGCCACGUCAGUCAGCGAGCCCAACAAGGAAGACCUGCUGGAGGCACUCGAAGACUCAUCCAUGAGUUUUUAUGGUGAUGAGCCAUCAUUGUCCCUCCCAAGAGAUCUGGUGAGGAAUUUGUUCGGGAAGUCGCCUAUCCGCCCGAAUGGAGUGACCCUGCCGCGUGGAACGGUUCUUAUCGAGAAGGGCUACCAUAAAAACUUCUUGCUCAAGGUGUACGAGCGGGGUGUUCUACCACAUCAGGGCGACGGGAAGAAAGUGUUCGGGCGGGUAUCUGACGAUACACUGGAAGCUUUUCAGACAUGCUGGUGCGGCGGUGGUUUCCACUGCCCCGAUAAGUUUUGUGAUCACGAAAAGGGAGCUGAAAUCGACGUUGUUGACGCCCGCUUCUUGUAAAUUUCGCUUUACAGCCCUUUCUUAUUAAGGCAUGAUAUGAUCGCAGGAAGAUUUAAUUUAAUUUUUGCAAAUAGGCAGACCAAGCCAAACCAAUGCCGUCAUUAUU